Fonsecaea nubica is the source of this 1596-nucleotide messenger RNA. RefSeq lists its product as hypothetical. Lineage: Eukaryota; Fungi; Ascomycota; Eurotiomycetes; Chaetothyriales; Herpotrichiellaceae. The transcript has a single exon. The record is from RefSeq and is a predicted model, not a curated record. Gene Ontology annotation, molecular function: carbohydrate:proton symporter activity. Bases 1 to 1596 code for a protein of 531 amino acids. Gene Ontology annotation, biological process: carbohydrate transport; transmembrane transport. Gene Ontology annotation, cellular component: membrane.
AUGGCGUCUUCUUCCUCUUCCGCUGGGUAUCAUCUUCUCCAGCAAGGCGACACACCCGAAACAACACCGGCAGCCACUGAAGAAGAAAUCAGAAUGGGUAAAUCGCUGGGCACAUUUCGAGCUUGCUACGUUGUGGCCUUGUGCUGCAUUGGCUCGUUCCUCUUCGCCUACGACACUGGGAUUGUGGGAGGUGUCUUGACGUUUCCGUCCUUCCAAAAUGACUUCGGCUACUCAAAGGCCGACAAGACACAAGUCAAUUCGAACUGUGUCUCGAUCCUCCAGGCUGGAGCCUUUUUCGGCUGCUUCUUCAUCUGGCCACUGACGGGAUGGCUCGGUCGGAGAUGGGGGUUCAUCAUCGCCUCUGUCGUUUUCUGCAUCGGGUGCAUUUUGCAGAUUGUGAAAUCACACUCGAUUGGCGUUUUCUAUGCUGGUCGCGUCAUAUCUGGCUUAGGUACUGGGGCAGCGACAGUGCUGGUGCCCAUGUUCUCCGCCGAGAUGGCCCCAAAGGAGAUCCGAGGCAAGCUGGGCUCAUGCUUUCAGCUGUUCUUUGCGACUGGUGUUUGUGUCAGUUACUGGGUCGACUACGCUGCGCAAGUGGGCAUUUCCGAGACUUCUUCGAUGCAAUGGCAAGUGCCUGUAGGCCUACAGCUGGUCCCUGGAGGUCUUCUUGGGCUGGGCAUGUUACUGGUCAAGGAGUCUACUCGUUGGCUUGCAAAGAAGGGUCGCAAUGAAGAAGCUUAUGCUUCUCUCCUUUGGGUCCGUGGUGGUGUCGAUAGCCCCGAGAUUCGAGCCGAGUUUGCAGAAAUACUUGCUGGCGUGGAAGUGGAAGUGCGAGAAUCUGAAGGCCUGACUUGGAAAGAACUUCUCCUGCCAUCGAACAGAUAUCGAUUGUUUAUCGCAAUCACGAUUCAACUCUGCGCCCAACUGACCGGCAACACCUCACUAGCCUACUAUGCUCCGCAGAUCUUCGCUACCAUUGGGGCUGGCAACAAGACACUCUUCAUCACUGGCUUCUUCGGGCUGGUUAAGAUGGCUGGUGUCUUGAUCUUCAUUCUCUUCUUCGUCGAAAGGUUUGGCCGCAAGCUUCCCUUCAUGGUCGGCGCAUUUGCGAUGGGGAGUUUCAUGCUCAUCAUUGCAUUGAUUGUUGACACGCAUCCCCCCAAACCAUCGGCCACGGGGAUCACAUCGUCGGGAGCGGCCGGUAUUGCCAUGGUCUACCUGGAAGCAUUCGCGUUCAAUAUGUCUUGGGGCCCUCUGCCGUGGCUGUACAUAGGCGAGAUAUUCCCCAACCGGAUCCGGGAGAUUGGUGUUGCAACAGGUGCAGCAAGUCAGUGGCUCUUCAACUUCGUCAUGAGCCAGAUUACCCCUCACGCUAUCACCAAUAUCGGCUGGAGGACGUUCCUCAUGUUUGCUAUAUUCAACUACGCCAUCAUCGUUUAUAGCUAUUUCCUGCUCAAGGAGACUACGGGCAAGAGCUUAGAAGAGAUGGAGGUUGUCUUUGGUACUGUGGAUAGGCUUCCCACCAAGGACGAUGACGAGGUGGAAUCGCAGGCUGCACACGAUACCUCCAGGGAGAUUCACGAAACAACCAAGUGA